Messenger RNA from Penicillium malachiteum, 1107 nucleotides. RefSeq lists its product as uncharacterized. Gene Ontology annotation, cellular component: fungal-type vacuole. The coding region runs from base 1 to 1107 and encodes 368 amino acids. Lineage: Eukaryota; Fungi; Ascomycota; Eurotiomycetes; Eurotiales; Aspergillaceae. The record is from RefSeq and is a predicted model, not a curated record. The transcript has a single exon.
AUGCGUCUUCUACCACGAAGGCUUGGGAAAGCCCAACCAAAUCUCCUCAUAUUUUUCUUUCUUUUUCUGAUUGCUAUUGCUGGUGUCUCUGCGGAGCCAGCGGAUGCCACUACCGACGCCCAGACCACCGACGAUCGCUCCACCACUGAUAGCACCCCUAGCGUGACCGAUACCACCACUACAUCAACGUCUCAAUCCACAUCUUCUACCUCGAAGUCGACCACUUCAAGCACAACAUCGUCCUCGUCGUCGUCGACGACGACAUCCACUACCAUGGACUCGACCAGUACAACGUCGACGACAUCCUCUACUACCUCCUCUACCACCUCCGGCAGUACCACAACAUCAUCCGUUUCCACAACAACGACAUCAACAUCAUCGUCGGCCACCUCCACCACGAAUGUGAUUGUCACUGUUCCCCCCACUGCUGGAGCCCCUUACCUGCAGACAUCAAAUACACCAGAGGGAACGGUUUUCAUUGUCGUUGGUGCCAUCUUGGGCUUUAUUGGACUGGCCAUUCUAGCCUGGCGGGGAAUAGUGGCAUGGUCAGUGAAUCGCUCAGUACGACGUGCAGCUAUGGCACAAUCUGCGGAAUCAAAACGCCUGCUACGUGGUAGUCGAAAGAAGCGAUCCCCAAGUCACCCGACUGCGCCUGCCAUGGACGUUUCCCUCGACAAGCUCGGCACAGCAACUCGUGCUAGCUAUAAGCCCUCUCGACGAGGCCCUAGCGAUGGCAGCGGGUUAUUCUACUCGCCAACUGCUGGCGGUGGCGCUGCUGGAUCGCAUAAUAGUUUGAACAGCGGCCAAGGCAACCGUAACUCGAGUUAUCUUCCUGCCGGCUUCUAUCCUACGCCUGGUAGCUCUACGCCGGUUCGAGAACAAGGCAGCCAUCAUGCGGCUCCCGGAUACCCUCCCAGCUCUCCGUCCCUGCCACCUACGGGUGCCUACCAUGAGCCAUCUCAUAACUCACGGCACUCGUACAUGGGUGCGUCGAAUAGCUCUUUGAACUUGAGCCAGGCUCCUGGGGGCCGCGCACCAAGUGCAUACUUGGAGGACUUGUUCGAACAUCAUUCGUCGCCUCGAGAUAGUGAUCCUGGUCGUAGGUAA